Ooceraea biroi (clonal raider ant) is the source of this 2773-nucleotide messenger RNA. Its product is annotated as venom acid phosphatase Acph-1. The record is from RefSeq and is a predicted model, not a curated record. Gene Ontology annotation, biological process: dephosphorylation. Gene Ontology annotation, molecular function: phosphatase activity. Lineage: Eukaryota; Metazoa; Arthropoda; Insecta; Hymenoptera; Formicidae.
UUAUUCUCUCUGCCAAACUAUAUUUUACAAAAUAAACAGCAAAAAAUAAUUGAACGUUUUAUUUUACACGUUUACCGUAAAUGCGUAAAAACAAUUCGAGCAAGAUUUAUCGAAGAGUAUUUUAUUAUGAUUAUAUCAGUUUAUAACAUUGAUAAAUUAUUACUUAAAAAUGUCUUUCUAUUAUACUAAACUUAUAAUUUAAAAAUUUGAUAAUGAAGUUUGCCUUUGUCGCGUCAGAUUUUGAGUAUUCCAUAGUCCAUUACAUGUUCUAAGCACUUUAAAUAGUUUAUAUAAAAUGUUAUACAAAGUAAUUUAUAUUACAUAUUUACAUUUAUAUAUAUUUUACAUUUUUGCCAUUUUUUGUCUAUCGUUGCAACUUCAAUAACAUCAAACUGAUUUAUUGUAACUCUUAUAUUUCGCCGACGUUUGAAAGAUAAUGAUUGUCGGAAUAGCAGUAGCAAUAAAGUGACUGUAUAUAUAUAAUUACGCCAAAUCACUGAGUUGAUGCAAUAACAUACAUAAACCAAUCUCCUUCACGUGAUUUGAAUUGCAAAAGAGUGCAGAAAAGAAUUUGAUCAAUGCUAAAUAUCGUUUCAGUUUAGCUGCAGCGUGCAUGAUGCAAUCCCUAUCAGUACAAAUCGGAAAUCUUUCAAUAAAUCAAUAAAGAUUUUGCGCGCCCGUCACAGUUUAUUUAACAUGCAUUCGCAUUUGCGAUGUAUCGAAACAGCAAUUCUCAAAGAGUUGUUUUUUUAUUAUAAUAUCGAUUGAAAUAUCGAUUUUUAAUAUAGAUUUUAUUUCGAAUUUUAAUAUCAAUCAAUAUAACAUACUUGCGGCCAAUAACUGCAGGCUUUAAAAUCUGCUCGAUUAGAUCGAGAUUAUAAAAUAUAAUAGUAUAAAAUAUCGAAUGAUCUAAAAGAAGAAAAUAACAAAAAAUCCCUAAAAAGUUUGACAGGGUGAGUUUCAGGUGAUUCUCAAAAAACUUCUUCUGACUUGCAGUCUAUUUCAAAUAGCUAUUGAUUCCUCGAAGAAAAUAUUAUCGCAACAUAUUAUUCUUUAGAAGUUUUAUUGUGACUUUUAUUGAAUUUAUAUUUGGGAAUUGCGCCGCUGUAUCAUGGGCAGUACAAGUGCCAAGAGAGCAACAGAGUGAUAAAUGUAGAUUGAUUUAAGCGAGUGCGCGUUCUCUGGAGUGUAUUGCCCGUUAGCCCGUGCUGAACAGAGCUCAAUAUUUAAGCGAAACGCUUUGGCUUUCCUGUCUCAGAGUCGUUAAGUGCACGUUCGUUCUUUCAUCUGCCGCAACUAAUUGUGUUAUACGAGCAUAUUAUGUUGUCGCACAACAUGGACCGUGUGCUUCACAAAACGUUUCUACUUUUUUGUGUAAGCAUUUUUUUACCUUUGGGAAAUGCUGAACUUCGUUUGGAACUGGUUCAAGUGGUAAUGAGACAUGGAGAAAGAACACCAUUACUUAAAGAAAUGUACCCUAAGGAUUUAUAUAAUGUAUCAAUUUAUGAGCCGUGGGGACUCGGUCAACUCACCAAUCAAGGAAAGAUGACGGAAUAUCAAAUCGGUACGAUGUUGAGACAACGUUACAACGAUUUUCUGGGAUCGAUUUAUAAUCCGCGAGAUAUCUAUGCCGUUAGCACGGACAUCGAUCGCACAAAAAUGUCUUUGCAAUUGAUGUUAGCGGGAUUAUAUCCUCCUGACACAAUGCAAGUAUGGAAUCCCGAUUUAUUGUGGCUCGCUAUUCCAACGCAUUAUGUACCCGAAAGAGUAGAUACGGUGUUAAAGUCUCACACUAGUCCAAUAUACACAGCGGCUUUAGCAGAAGUGAUGAAAACGAAGGAAGUUCGCGAUAAGAUCGCAGUGUACAAGGACUUCUUCACGUUUUUAAGUGAGAAAACUGGAUUAGUUAUUGAGAAACCGGAGCCUGCUUACGAAGUUUAUAAUUUAUUAACGGCACAAAAAAAUAUGAAUCUGUCUCUGCCAGAAUGGUGCACCGACGAGGUGUAUCGAAAAAUGCAAGAUAUAGUCGUACUGGAAUAUGAAAUCCGCUCUUAUACAACUCUAUUAAGACGAUUGAACGGUGGCAUGUUGAUUAAGAAGUUCAUCGAAAAUAUGAAUGUGAAAGGCGAACGUACGAAUCCACGCAAGAUGUAUGUAUAUAGCGGCCACGAAGUAAACAUUGCGGCGUUUGCGAGAGCUCAUAAUAUCAGUGAGCCGAGAUUACCGGAUUAUGGGUCAACCGUCAUGUUUGAGAAAUUGCGGGAUGAAGCCGGACAUCUCUACGUCAAGAUCAUGUUGUGGACGGGUUCUACAGGAAAAUUAAUGACCAUCAAACUAGCAGGCUGUGAUGACAUUUGUCCUCUAGAAACUUACUUGGAACUCGUACGGGACGUGAUUCCGUACGACAACGAGACGACUGCCUUGUGGGACAAUAUAACCAGAGAAGAAUUGCUGAAGCUUUUCGAAGAGAAAAUAUUUUUGAAUUAAAGAAACUUUUGAUAGAAAUUGGAUAUGCAUCACGUAUUUUUUUUACGAGAUAUUGUUACGGUGCAGAUGAUACGAAUAAUCAUAAUUAUAUUCAUACUUAUUUUAUAUACCUAUAUAUACUUAAUUAAUUUACUUGUUACAGCUAUCAUACUUAUAAUAAUCAUUAUUAAUGGGAACGUAAGAAAAAGAAAUACUAUAUCGAGAUUGAAUUAUAUUGGCUCCAAUUACAAUUUUUUUUUAUAGUACACAUUCACAAUAAAUAUAUGCAUUUUUUUAGUCAUCAUUA